UUUACAAACACGUUUUCAAAUUCAUUAGCAUUUUAUCAAAUCGUGACCAUUUCUUGAAAUUGUGAAAAUUUUAUAUACUUGCGAAUACAUUUUUAUGUAAUCGUUAAUUUUUUGAAAUUUCUAAAUAUUUUUUAAAACCAUACAAUUUAAAAUUCGUGAGCAUUUUUUUGUAAUCAUGAAGGUUUUUUGAAUUCGCUAACAUUUUUAUGAAAUCUUGAACUUUUCUUAAAUUCCCGAACAUUUUUUACAAAUUCACAAAUACUUUUCUUCUCCGUCGCCGCCGGACUCACCGCCCUCAUCUCACCCACUCUCCUUCUCCAUCGCCGCUAGAUCGUUUUUUUUGUUUGCAAAACCGCCACCUUUGGGGAAUAAUAGAUUUUAGUAAAUUGUCCCCUGGCGUUCCUCUCAUUCCAAAUAGCCCAAGUGACAAGCAUAGCGAGAGUGGCUCUGGCCUUCCGACGCGUGAUGUCGGACAAGACAUACUAGUCCGUGAACUCUUGACAGUGCGCUCAGUCGCCCAACAGUCCAUCUCCAGAUCCCCUCAAAUGAGCCAGUCCUUAACCAUCCUCCAAACAUGAUGGGUAAAUCGGCAUUUUUUGUACUAAACAGAGUAUUUUUUUAAUUAAACAAAACGUCUUCAUAAGUAAAGAAACUCCUCCCGAUGAAGAUGCUUUAAGGGCCUUUUUCAUGGUAAUGAUAUUCUGGCGUAGGUUGCUUCUGUUGGUAGCACAACUGUUGGUACCCACCAACUUGUACGAGUACUUUAUUCUUACUGUCAAUGAUAGGCACUUGUUGACGGUAGACUUGGCGCAACCACCCCAAUCUCCAACAGGCGUGAUAAGACCUGAUCGAUCUUCCACACCAGGAGCUGGUCUACCUCUUCACCCACUUCCUCUGCAGCCAUCAGCCCAUCCAAGAUUUGAGAGAGGUGAGCAGCCAUGGCGCAUCAUGUCGGGGGCGUCAUCGCCUCUGCCAUCCUCGGUGUUGUGAGCAAGCAGAUCAUGUCCGCCAUCAAAGGCCAGAUCAAGCUGCAGUGGAACUUCGUAAGCGACCUACAGAAGAUGAGAUCGUCGCUGCAGACGGUGGAGGCCCUGCUCGAAGAUGCUGAGAGGCGGUCCAUCACGGAUCAGGCGGUGCGUCUGUGGCUGGGGCGGCUCAAGGACACCAUGUAUGAGAUCUCUGACAUGAUCGAUGAUUUCGAAGUCAACACCGAACCUGCGCCACAAAAGUGUUGCGCUCAAAUCAGCGUUUCCAGGUUGAAAAUGGCCAAUAAGAUGAAGAAUAUGAGAGAGCAGCUGAAGGGGAUCACAGAAGACCGCAUUCCUUUCACUUUCAUGCAAGAAAAUGUCCCUCGCCUGCAGGAUAACCGGGAAACAACAGCGGCUGUGACAGAAGCACAAGUCAUAGGGAGGGAUAAGGAAAAACAGGAGGUGAUGGUUCGUUUAUCUGGGAGCAUCACAGAAAAGAUGACCAUUCUUCCGAUAUAUGGUAUUGGAGGCAUUGGGAAGACAACCAUGGCACGAUUGGUUUUCAAUGAUCCGCAGUUCAGAGAGUACUCUCGGGUCUGGGUAUAUGUGUCCCAGACGUUUGAUUUGAAGAAAAUUGGGAAUUCUAUAAUAUCACAACUAUCCGUUAGUGAUAGUCAGCCUACUGAACUUGAGAUGAUAGGAAAUAGCCUUAAAAGGCUCCUUUUUGGUAAGAAGGUCCUAAUCAUCUUUGAUGACCUGUGGGAAAGGGAACAAACUGAGUUGGAAAAAUUGAAGAAUAUGCUAAAGCCGGGUGAAGGCAGCAAAGUGGUGGCGGUAGUAACCACACGAGAAGAAAAUAUUGCACAGAAAAUUCAGACGGUGGAGCCGUACAAGCUAGCUCCCUUGACAGAUGACAUUUGUUGGGCUAUCAUAAAAGAUAAGACUUCCUUUGAUGCUAGAACUGACAGAGCACAGUUAGAGAUGAUCGGGAAGGACAUUGCAAAGAAGUGUGGAGGCAUGGCUUUAGCAGCCCAAUCUAUUGGGUAUAUGCUGGACUAUAUGAAGUCAUCUGAUGAAUGGGUGUCGGUGAACAACAGUGAGUUCUGGGACGUGCUUGCCUCAAAAGAAUUUUCACCUCAUCAGGUGCAUGCAUCCUUGCUGCUAAGCUAUCGCAGUAUGGGUUCAUAUUUGAAGCUAUGCUUUGUCUAUUGUGCAAUCUUUCCAAAAGGUCACUGGAUAGCUAAAGAAGCUCUAGUUCACCAAUGGGUUGCUCUUGGACUUGUUGAGCCACCAAUGGCAUCAUCCUACAAUCAACAUAGCACUGAUAGAUAUAUUAAUCAGCUUUUAGGCAUGUGCUUCCUUGAACAUCCAAAGUCGUCAUGGAGUAUGCAAGUUGAAACUGAAUUCUUGGUCAUGCAUGACCUAGUACAUGAUCUCGCAAGAUCUGUUCUGGCCGAUGAAAUUGGUAUAGAGGAUCCAACCUGCCGAUAUGCGUGGCUGACAGAUCACAGAAAGCUACUCAAGUCAUCAAUGACUCCGCUCGCCAAGAUAAGGGCACUGCAUUUUCAUGAUCGUAGCAACUAUCAGCUUGAUCGUGAUGCAUUUUCACCAGCUAAAUGCCUCCGUGUUUUAGAUUUAAGCAGAUAUUGUACGCAAGAGUUGCCUGAUUCUAUUGGUCAGCUGAAACAGUUGAGGCAUCUCGAUGCUUCUUCAUGGAGCCGGAAGCUCGAACGGUGGGAGUCUACAAGGAUACCAAAAGCUCUGGGUGCCCUUAACAAACUGCAGUAUUUGAAUUUAUCACGACGUGGCAGGCUCGUAGGACUGCCAAAGGUCAUGAGCAAUCUCAUGGAACUCCGGUAUCUAAAUAUAUCACACUGCCACGGUUAUUAUUUAUCAGACAGCCCAUCGGCAAAUCAAAGUUUCAUUGACUGUAUCGGUACCCUUCCCAAUCUGGAGCAGCUGGACCUGUCUUGGAAUGACUAUUGUUUUUGUGUACCAGAAAGUUUUAGCAGCCUCAACAAACUGAACCUCCGCGGCUGCAUGCACAUUGCUAGCCUUCCAGAAAAUGUGGCCAAAUUGGAUAUCCUCAGGCUUUUUGGAUUGUUGCAAUACGGGGGGUUUCCUGUGCGUGCAGAUGAUAGUGAAUCUAGCAGCAGCAAUCUUGUCUUUCUUAAGCAUGCAAAUCCUCAAGUGUUGAGUAUCAAAGAUCUUGUAAAUGUGAGGUCUGUAGAAGAGGCAUGCUGUAUAAGGUUGAUGGAAAAACAGAGCAUCGAAGAAUUGACAUUGCGGUGGGGCGAAGGCGCGAGUUCUGUGGAACACAUGGCGCUGCUAAAAGAGCUAGUGCCACCAACAAGUGUACAGAAUUUGAAUAUAUUUGGCUACAAGGGUGUCAUAUUUCCAUACUGGGUUAUGCAUAUAAGCAAAUAUCUUCCUAAUCUUGUGAGCUUGAGGUUGUGGAAUCUGUCGUGCAGCGGCCUACCAACACUCGUCCAACUACCCAACCUACGCAAGAUUUUUCUUGGCUACAUGUAUAACCUGGAAGAAUUUACCACAGGGUGCUCCAUGAGUGGGGAUGGUGCAAAUGAGCUCACGUUGCCUAAACUUGAGCAUCUGGAAAUGUACAGGUGCCCCAAGUUGAGGAUCAAACCGUGUCCUCCUAGAGCUGUGCACUGGUUUAUAUCAAGUAGUGAUAACGCGCUAUCGUCAUGGGAAGAGUGUGCCUCGACCUCGAGCACACCUGCUUCCUCCUCUUCUCCUCCCGUGAAUAAACUGAAAGUUGAGAAGUCCGAGUUGCCUUUGCACCAGUGGAGAUUGCUUCACCACCUUCCUGGCCUUAGUGAUGUAAGUAUCACCCAUUGCGAUGAUCUGACUAUCUCACCACAGAUCGGCCAAGCCUUCAAGUCCCUGGAAUCACUCUCCCUCGAAUGCAUUGAAAUGAAAAUUCUGCCAGAAUGGUUGGGUGAGCUCACAUCUCUUCGACAACUCAACUUAAUAUGCAUGAACUUCCUACAAGAAUUGGACAAGAACAUGAAGCAACUUACACAGUUGCAAUCACUGAGUCUGGAUAUGUGCAAUGCAUUGACAUCACUACCGCAAUGGUUAGGAGAACUCACCUUGCUCAAGACGCUUAUGUGUGUGCAUAUGUGUGUGCCAAUAGUCCUUCCAACUAAAUAUCAAUGUGUGUGUAACUAGACUACAUUGCCGCACAGCAUAUGUGUGUUCAACUAGUGUCCUGUCAACUAAACAUCAAUGUGUGUGCAACUAGACUAGAUUGCCGCGCCAAUUGAGCAUAUGUGUGUGCCAAAUAGUCAUGCCAACUAAACAUCAAUGUGUGUGCAACUAGACUAUAUUGCCGCGCCAACUGAGCAUAUGUGUAUGCAACUAGUGUCCUGCCAACUAAACAUCAAUGUGUGUGCAACUAAACUAAAUUACAAGCCAACUGAGCACAUAUGUGUGCAACUAGUCUUCCUGCCAACUAAACAUCAAUGUGUGUGCAACUAGACUACAC
Aegilops tauschii subsp. strangulata is the source of this 4476-nucleotide messenger RNA. Its product is annotated as disease resistance protein RGA2-like. Lineage: Eukaryota; Viridiplantae; Streptophyta; Magnoliopsida; Poales; Poaceae. Gene Ontology annotation, molecular function: ADP binding. The record is from RefSeq and is a predicted model, not a curated record.